Rhopalosiphum maidis (corn leaf aphid) is the source of this 689-nucleotide messenger RNA. Its product is annotated as histone H1A, sperm-like. Gene Ontology annotation, cellular component: nucleosome; nucleus. The record is from RefSeq and is a predicted model, not a curated record. The transcript has a single exon. Gene Ontology annotation, molecular function: double-stranded DNA binding; nucleosomal DNA binding; structural constituent of chromatin. Gene Ontology annotation, biological process: nucleosome assembly; negative regulation of DNA recombination; chromosome condensation. Lineage: Eukaryota; Metazoa; Arthropoda; Insecta; Hemiptera; Aphididae. Bases 36 to 659 code for a protein of 207 amino acids.
CUAGUGUUCUACAGUAAUUCGACAUCAACUCUACCAUGGCCGAAACCGUCGUUCUCGCCGCUCCCGCACCAGUCACCGCGUCGCCAGCCUCGAAAAAGUCUCCGGCCAAGAAGAAGACUGCUGCUGCCAAAGCAAAAAAACCCGCUGCGUCUCAUCCGACCACUUCCGUGAUGGUGACGUCUGCCAUCAAGGAACUGAAGGAGAAGAAGGGUUCGUCCUUGCCGGCUAUCAAGAAAUACCUGGCUGCCAACUACAAAGUCGAUCCCGCCAAGCUGGCGCCGUUCAUCAGGAAGUUUUUGAAAGCCGCCGUCGCCAACGGAACAGUCGUUCAGACCAAAGGCACCGGCGCUUCUGGUCACUUCAAAUUACCGCUUGCCGAAGUUAAACCGAAAAAGGCAACUGUAGUCAAGAAGAAGAAACCAGUCGUCAAAAAAGUCAAAGCCCCUGGUGCCGUAAAGAGGAAAUCGACGUCCGCUAAGAAAGUUAAGCCCGCGUCCGGCGAACCAACAGCUAAAAAAGUCAAGAAGGCUGUAGCCUCAAAACCUAAGGCUGCCAAACCGAAGAAAUCUCCGGCCAAGGCGAAAAAACCUGCUGGCGCUGUCAAACCCAAAGUGAAGAAGACUCCAACCAAAAAAACAGCAGCUCCCAAAAAGAAGUAAAUUGUUUGAUCGUUCACUUCUCUCACCCCU